UAUUUCCUUUUUUUUCCCUUGUCAUUUCACUAACCAUUAUUUCUUUCUUUUGUUAUCUGCUGUUCUCUUUCUCUCCUUCUCUUUUGAAAAUCCAACACAGCUUCCAUUUCCUAUCUCUUUAACAACCUUUUUUGUAGAUUUUUUUUUCUCUUCUUUUUUUGUACCUCUUAAACACGCCAAAGACGCCGGAUUCUAUCCUAACAACACUUAUUCAGUCACCGGAUAACUAACCUUGAGGUCUGUGGGUUUUUGGCAUUGUUGGGAGUUUGCUAUUCUUAAAUGAGUGAUGGUUUCAAGGUCGUAUAUGAAUUUUCUAGACUUGGCCUCUGGGAACUUGUUGGAUAUUCCUCAGACUCCAAGGUCUCUUCCUAGAGUGAUGACUGUUCCUGGAAUUAUCUCUGAUGCGGAUGGUUAUGGCUGUAAUGAUGGUGAUUCAGAAGUUAGUUCAUCUAUUUGUGAGCGGAAAAUUAUAGUGGCAAAUAUGUUACCUUUGCAUGCUAAGAAGGAUACAAAUGGCAAAUGGUGCUUCAGCCGAGAUGAAGAUUCACUUCUGUUGCAACUAAAGGAUGGUUUUUCUCCUGAAACUGAGGUUAUUUAUGUGGGGUCUCUGAAGGCUGAUAUAGAUGCUAGUGAGCAGGAAGAAGUUUCCCAAAAACUGCUGGAGGAUUUUAAUUGUGUUCCUACGUUUCUACCUCAAGACUUACAGAAGAAGUUUUAUCUUGGAUUCUGUAAACAGCAGUUGUGGCCUAUUUUUCACUACAUGCUACCUAUGUUCCCAGACCAUGGUGAUCGCUUCGACCGCAAUCUUUGGCAGGCCUAUGUUUCAGCAAAUAAAGUGUUUGCAGACAAGGUCAUGGAAAUAAUCAGUCCAGAGGAAGAUUAUGUUUGGGUUCAUGACUAUCACUUAAUGCUUCUGCCGACCUUUUUGAGGAAAGGCUACAAUCGAGUCAAGCUUGGGUUCUUCCUUCACAGUCCAUUUCCUUCAUCAGAAAUAUACAGGACUUUGCCAGUCAGAGAUGAAAUUCUGAGGGGGCUUCUGAAUUGUGAUCUAAUUGGUUUUCAUACAUUUGACUAUGCACGACACUUUCUCUCAUGCUGCAGUAGAAUGCUUGGCUUGGACUAUGAAUCUAAGAGGGGACACAUCGGACUUGAUUACUUUGGCCGUACAGUGUACAUCAAGAUAUUGCCUGUAGGUAUACACAUGGGUCGACUUGAAUCGGUCAUGAAUAUUCCAUCCACAUCUGCUAAAGUCCAAGAAAUUCAAAAACUGUUUAGUGGGAGAAAAGUGAUUCUUGGUAUUGAUGACAUGGACAUAUUCAAAGGAAUCAGUCUGAAAUUAUUGGCGAUGGAACAACUCUUGCAGCAACAUCCAGACUUGCAAGGGAAAGUGGUCCUGGUUCAGAUUAUGAACCCUGCAAGGGGAUUAGGGAAGGAUGUUCAAGAAGCAAAAAGGGAGACAUAUUUAACUGCUAAAAGGAUCAAUGAAGUUUAUGGUUCACCAGAAUAUGAACCAGUGAUUCUGAUUGACCGUCCUGUUCCUCGUUAUGAGAAGACUGCCUAUUAUGCUUUAGCUGAAUGUUGCAUAGUGAAUGCAGUCAGGGAUGGGAUGAAUUUGGUUCCUUACAAAUAUAUCGUUUGUAGGCAGGGAACCCCAUAUAUGGAUGAAGCCAUGGGCAUAAGAUCAGAAUCUCCUCGGACAAGCAUGCUUGUUGUGUCCGAGUUCAUUGGUUGCUCACCUUCUCUAAGUGGAGCAAUUAGGGUAAACCCUUGGGACAUUGAUGCUGUGGCUGAUGCCUUGAAUUUGGCCAUCACAAUGCGUGAAUCUGAGAAGCAAUUGCGCCAUGAGAAGCAUUACCGUUAUGUCAGCACUCACGAUGUAUCUUAUUGGUCACGCAGCUUUAUGCAGGAUUUAGAGAGAGCUUGCCAAGAUCAUUAUAAUAAAAGGUGUUGGGGAAUUGGCUUUGGCCUAGGAUUCAGAGUUGUGUCUCUUUCUCCUAGCUUUAGAAGGUUAUGCAUUGAUCACAUUGUCUCAGUAUAUAAAAGGACAAAUAGAAGAGCAAUAUUUCUGGACUAUGAUGGUACUGUAGUGCCUCAAACUUCUAUUGUUAAAAGUCCUAGCCCUGAAGUCAUCUCUGUUCUGAAAACUCUGUCUAAUGAUCCCAAUAACACUGUGUUUAUUGUUAGUGGGAGAGGGAGAAGUUCAUUGAGUGAGUGGCUUGAGCCAUGUGAGAGAUUAGGAAUAGCUGCUGAACAUGGAUACUUCACGAGGUGGAAUAAAAACUCUGAAUGGGUAACCAACUCUGUUGCUGAUGAUCUUGAUUGGAAAGAGAUUGUAGAACCGGUAAUGAGACUGUAUACAGAAGCAACCGAUGGCUCCAGUAUAGAGGUGAAGGACAGUGCUUUAGUAUGGCACCAUCAAGAUGCUGACCCAGACUUUGGAUCCUGCCAAGCCAAAGAAUUGUUGGAUCAUCUUGAAAAUGUCCUUGCAAAUGAACCAGCUGUUGUUAAGCGGGGCCAACAUAUUGUUGAAGUUAAACCACAGGGAAUAAGCAAAGGACUUGUUGCUGAAAAGGUUCUUUCGAAUAUGGUUAAUCAUGGGAAGCCACCUGAUUUCGUGCUGUGCAUUGGUGAUGAUAAAUCAGAUGAGGACAUGUUUGAGAGUAUAUUAAGCACAGUUUCUGGUCCAACUUUGCCUUCAGCUCCAGAUAUCUUCGCCUGCACUGUUGGGCAGAAGCCAAGCAAGGCUAAGUAUUAUCUUGACGAUACUGUUGAUGUUGUGAAAUUGCUUCAAGGCCUUGCAAUUGCUUCCUCCCCGAAGCCCAAGUAUGUGGAACAAAGUUUGGUUUCUUUUGAGAGUGCUAUUUGAAUAAACUGGUACAUUCCACAUACUGACUGUCAUUUUGAUUUGAUGGUCUUCAACUAAUGAAUCAAGAAAAUUUUUUUGGCUAUUGAUCUUAACUUGGUCUGCUUCUGCUUCAUGCAAAUCUGGUCCUUCUCGAAAUGGAUUGCAUUUUGGGUAGGUGAAAGGUAGAUUACCGGAGGCAGGGACUGACAGUUCUUAUUCUUGUAUAUGGUGAGAUAAUUCUUACGGACAUUUACAGCGACUCAUUUUUCCACCUCUACUAUUUUUGGGUAUUUUAUCCAGAAUAGGAGGCACCAUUAACAUGUAUUUAUACAUUUAAUGUUACCGCACACGAAUUAUCAAAUUUGAUCUUCCAAUUUCGCAUAUUGUAUAUAGUUUAUAUAAAGUUCUCCGUGAUUUUCAAUAGUAAAGUGGUUGCUUCUUGAA
Molecule: messenger RNA, 3289 nt
Organism: Jatropha curcas
Lineage: Eukaryota; Viridiplantae; Streptophyta; Magnoliopsida; Malpighiales; Euphorbiaceae
Gene: TPS9
Product: trehalose-phosphatase/synthase 9
Biological process (GO): trehalose biosynthetic process
Cellular component (GO): cytosol
Molecular function (GO): trehalose-phosphatase activity
Source: RefSeq, a predicted model, not a curated record